Corticium candelabrum is the source of this 870-nucleotide messenger RNA. RefSeq lists its product as uncharacterized. The record is from RefSeq and is a predicted model, not a curated record. Bases 345 to 725 code for a protein of 126 amino acids. NCBI's taxonomy places the organism in Eukaryota, Metazoa, Porifera, Homoscleromorpha, Homosclerophorida, Plakinidae. The transcript has a single exon.
UUGUCUUUGUAUUCGCAGUCAGUAUGUUUGAGAUUUACGACUACUUCUGGUUGGAUGAAAAUCUCAAAGACAUUGGAAACUACAUGUUGUGUCUACAGACCAACAGCAGCAGUGACUGCAUCUCGGUUUUCGAUGACGUGGGUGUGGCAGUGUUGCAUGCCACCAUUCCAGUGUCCUUUUCUGUCUUCGUUGUUUUAGUGAUGAUCUAUAGCCUCUUUCCAGGACCAGCCAGAAGACUGUGGGCCGGAUAUUUUUAACAGUGUUUUUGUUCUAAGACAAAAAGGAAGACUAACUGUCAAAGUGAAUCCAAUCAAGAGAACGAUGGGAGUCGAGAAAGGCUGACGAUGGACAAUUGCAAGAUCCACCUUCAUAAAGAAACUGAUUCAGAACAAAAGGAAGACCAACGAGACGACAUUGUUAGUGAAGGAAUAGAGGAACAGAAUGGCAGGACAGAGAUCAAUGAAAGCAGCAGGAGUCGUCCAAAGUAUACAGAAAAUAGUGCCAGUGAAAAAUGUCAUUUUAUAGAAUACGACGAAAAUACUAAAAAUCUUAAUUUUUUGAAACAGUGGGAAGACCAAGUCAAUAACGGUUACGAACAGAACACGAAAACGAGAACUAAAGCAGGACCAACGUUAAGAAGUACCAUCCCUGUCAAACAAAUGUGCAAGAUAGCAGACCCUGUCUCCGAACAAUUUAUGAGAGCUCAGUGGGCAACACAACAAUGAAACAUUGUGGAACUUAUAAUAGCCUUAGUUGCUAGUUGUUGAUCUACAGAGGUGGCAACUAUUAUAUAACUAAACACAGCUGAUGUUGAUACUGUUUAGACUGUUGCUAAACGUAGUUGGUGCGUUCAGGAUUAAACUAUAAAAA